Messenger RNA from Fusarium tjaetaba, 2226 nucleotides. Its product is annotated as actin. The coding region runs from base 1 to 2226 and encodes 741 amino acids. Gene Ontology annotation, biological process: double-strand break repair; regulation of DNA-templated transcription. Gene Ontology annotation, cellular component: Ino80 complex. The transcript is spliced from 3 exons. NCBI's taxonomy places the organism in Eukaryota, Fungi, Ascomycota, Sordariomycetes, Hypocreales, Nectriaceae. The record is from RefSeq and is a predicted model, not a curated record.
AUGGUUGGGAAAGUCAGCGAAAGAGUCCUCCUGCGGGAAGGUCUCGAGAGAACUGACAAUGGCAUGAAGCUGACGACAUGGCCUGAUGUCACCCCGAUUAAUCAGAAAAACUAUUAUACUGAUUACAUGAAGCGCGAUGACCAAAUCCUCGCCCUCCGCCUCCAGAGCGAUGCCACCCGAGAUCGACUAGUACAAAGUGCUCGGGACCGAGAUCGCGCUCUAUCCAAGACUGCCAAUGGGGAGCUACCACUUCCUGUCGCAGACCUUCCUGACGAAGAUGGUGCUACAACACCUUCGGCUGGCCUGGAUCCCUCAAGGGUCAUUGUGAUCCACCCAGGCAGUCAAAAUCUUCGAAUAGGCUUUGCGAGCGACGCCCUCCCCAAGACAAUUCCGAUGACAUUAGCGACCAAGUUCCCUCAGACCGAGUCUGAGAUGUACGAGGCCCUACCACGACGACAAUUUGAGGCCAAGACCCAGGAUCAACAAUAUGGCGAAGAGUGGUCAAAGAAAUACAAUAAGAUGUGCAAUGACCUCAAGGUCGAGAUGCGAGCCAAUAAGCGCAAAGUCUUGCCCAACUCGAAGGAACUUGUUCAGACUUUCAACCGCCGUACGGAACCCGAAGUUAUUCAGAAGCACAAUGACCCCCUUGAGAUCGAAUGGACUGAUAUCGAAACGCUCGAUGACCCCGACUCAUUAGCUUCGUGCUUUAUUGGACACCAAGCGGAGCGUGUUCCCGACGACUCGAAUCCCAAAUUCAAGCUUUGGUGGCCUAUACAACAUGGACAGUGGAAUGAAGAUGGGUACACAAGCCAGGAGCAUAUGUAUGAUGAUUUUGAAACAUUACUCGACAAGGCAUUGAGGCAAGAGCUUGGACUGAAGACAAACAGCGAAUGGCAACAGUACAGCUGCGUUUUUGUCAUUCCCGACUUAUACGACAAGAAAUACGUGGAGCAAAUCCUGCGAUCGUGCAUGACCUGGUUCGAAUUCUCCAGAGUGUGUUUUGUCCAGGAAGGAAUGGCUGCAACUUUUGGUGCUGGGUACACACAAGCCUGUGUUGUCGAUGUGGGAGCUCAGAAGACGGCCGUGACCUGUGUGGAAGACGGUCUUGUCAUCGAGGAUUCAAGGAUCAACCUGAAAUAUGGAGGCUACGAUAUCACGGACACAUUCCUCAAAAUGAUGCUUUACGACAACUUUCCUUACCAGGACAUGAACCUACGACGACGAUAUGAUUUCCUUCUGGCUGAAGAGCUGAAGAUUAAGCACUGCACCAUGUCGCAAGCAGAUAUCUCUGUCCAACUCUUCAACUUCCAUGUCCGGGCUCCUAACCAACCAACGCGGAAAUACGCUUUCAAGACAUACGAUGAGGUCAUCUUGGCUCCGAUGGGAGUGUAUGACCCAGCCAUCUUUGACAACAGCGCCAAGCUAAGAGGACGUCGUAAGCUGGUUGAGAGAUCUUACAACGCCUACGACGUUGAUAUUCCAGACGAUCCAACCUCUGCCGCCCAAUUAGCUAUUCUAGCGCUUGUCCAGCCGUCGAUAACGUCCAACGCCAAUGGCUUCACACUGUCACAGCCCGAUAUCUCAACUCCUAUCAAAGAGAACAAACAAUUCAACUUCCUUGGAGCAAAGGAGAGCAUGACCAAUGGAACACCCAUGGGUUCUCAUGCCGGAUCUCCUGCGCCGGAGGGCGCUAACACGCCGCUUCCCUAUGUAUUUGGUAAGGACAGGGAUGGUGUGAAUGGAGGUAGCCCAGCGCCCAAUGGUUCUCGUGCUGGAGGCACUCCUAAUCCUGGACAAACACAACCACCAGCAGGCAUGUUUGUCGAUGCUGCUGCCCGAACCGCUAAAUCCAUGGCCGCUGAGCGAGACGCCGUGUUACCGGUCGCUCCUCUCGACAUUGCCAUUCUCACAAGUAUUCAGAACGCCGCUAAGGGCGAUGAGAAGAAGCUGCGAGACUUACUUGGAAGUAUCAUGGUUAUUGGUGGUGGUGCCAAAAUUCCUCACUUUACGGUUGUACUGGAGGAGAAGAUCAAGGCCCGACGACCCGAACUGAGCGAUCGGAUCCUCGUGAGUCGAAGCGCGAGAGAUAUGGACGAACAAGUUGUCACCUGGAAGGGUGCCAGUGUGUUUGCUAAGCUGUCGACCAACGACUCAUGGAUUACACCUUUCGAAUUUGAGAGGCUAGGUGCCAGGACUCUUCACCACAAGGUGCUCUGGGCCUGGUGA